Messenger RNA from Vanessa tameamea, 3136 nucleotides. It is a transcript of the gene Cals, whose product is annotated as calsyntenin-1. Gene Ontology annotation, cellular component: cell surface; postsynaptic membrane. Bases 187 to 3045 code for a protein of 952 amino acids. Gene Ontology annotation, molecular function: X11-like protein binding; amyloid-beta binding; kinesin binding. NCBI's taxonomy places the organism in Eukaryota, Metazoa, Arthropoda, Insecta, Lepidoptera, Nymphalidae. Gene Ontology annotation, biological process: positive regulation of synaptic transmission; positive regulation of synapse assembly; homophilic cell-cell adhesion. The transcript is spliced from 18 exons. The record is from RefSeq and is a predicted model, not a curated record.
CUUCACAAACGCGCAGACUCGAAUGCAAUCGAUGAACACAUCCGUCAUCCUCCGCCAUUUGCGAAAGAAAGGCCGAUCGCUGCUCUGCAGCGCGAGUGUCAUCGGGUUGACUAUGUCGAGUGUUUAAAAAAAAUUGUUAUUUUCGAAAAAACUUGUGAACUCAGUGCUGUCAUUUAAACAGUUAAAAUGAUUGUGAGAUUUUUGAGCAUUCUGUGCUUUGGAGUUUUGGUGGCUUCGGCACACAACGGCGAGGGAAACAACGACAAUGAAGACAUUCCAUAUUUAGAGCUGGCUGAACCAGACGAAGGCUACCAUGGGCUGAUCCGCGAAAACGAGACGUUAGUGGAGGUGACGCCUGCCAUUCGCGCCCGGGGUCCUCUCUGCUCGUUCCUCAUCUUGAACAACAAACACCAUGGCGAAGCGCCAUUUGAGAUAAUGGUGAUUGACGAAAACGAGGCGCGUCUGCGCGUGCGCUACCCGCUCAACUGCGAGAAGCGACGCAACUACAAGUUCGACAUCGCCGCCGUGGGCUGCGACGGUUCCUACUCUAACACUGUACCAGUCCACAUAACAGUGACGGACGUAAACGAAUUUGCGCCCGUCUUCAGCCAAGCGGCGUACGUACGCUCCGUGGACGAAGGCAAGCUGUACGACGAGGUUGUUCGCGUGGAGGCGACGGACCGCGACUGCACUCCGAGAUACGGCGACGUCUGCAAAUACGAGAUUCUGAACGACGGGGACCGGAGCCAGCCCUUUACGAUCGAUAACGAGGGUGUGAUCCGCAACACAGAGCCGCUCGAAUACGACAAAUCACACAACCACAUACUGUCGGUGACAGCGUACGACUGCGGCAUGAUGCAGUCCGCGCCCGUGAUGGUCACCAUCAAGGUCAACAAACCUUGCCGCGCUGGUUGGAAGGGUCUCGCGGAACGCGUCGACUACGCCCCCGGCACCGGCCCCCUGGCCCUCUUCCCCGCAGCGAGACUAGAGGCCUGCUCCAGUGAUGAAAGAUGCCCCGGAGUCACGCGUAUCCAGGCUGCUGUGACCCUGCAGGCUUCUCGCGCUGGAGUCGCGUGUGACCGCGACACUUACACCUUGCACUCACAACGGACUAUAUGCGGUUUGGACUCGAAGACAGUCGACCUGCUCCCGAGCCCCGGCGUGGGUAACGAAUGGGCCAAGUCUCUGAAACCGGAUUCAGGGCGAGACGGCGAGCAAAUGUUCGAAUUCGACGGCGAAUCGACAUCAGCAAUCGUACCAGAGUCGAUCCUGAAGCAUUCUCUCGGAAGCACCUUCUCGGUGUCGACGUGGAUGCGCCACGCCCCGCCCCCCGACCACGACAAGCACCGGAAGGAGCACGUGCUUUGCUUAGCCGAUGAUCACAAAAUGAACCGACACCACUACGCGUUAUUCGUACGGAACUGCCGCCUGAUCCUUCUCCUGCGGAGGGACUUCGGAGAGGGAGAUCUGAACAUCUUCAGACCCGCUGAAUGGCGCUGGAAGCUGCCCGAGGUAUGCGACAACGAGUGGCACCACUACGCCGUGAACGUGCGCUUCCCGAACGUGGAACUGUUCGUGGACGGCGAGCCCUACCGCUCGCCCGACGGCAAGGGCCCGGAGGUGAUCGACGACUGGCCCCUGCACCCGGCGCACGGCGUCAACACCACCCUGGUCGUCGGGGCCUGCUGGCAGGGCACGGAGAGCGACAUGAAGCACCACCUGCGCGGCUGGCUGGCGGGGCUCGGCGUGCGCGCGGGCGGCGCGCAGGCGGCGCCGGCGCUGCGCUGCGCCGCGCGCUGCCGCGAGGGGCUGUCGCUGGCGCCCGACCUGUACCUGCGCGCCGUGGCCGUGGAGGGCGACGGCGCGGCCGAGGUGGAGACGCUGGUGCGCCGCGUGGCCUACGGGGACGCGCGCGCCUUCCCCACGCCCGGCCGCCGCAACGUGCACCUCGCCACCACCAUCACCUGCGACAACGGCCGCGUGAUCAAGGCUCGUCCGGCGGAGUCCUACGUGAUGGUGCUGGCCCCCCAGACGCCCACGAUCCUGCUGAACGGUAGCUCGGACGCCGCUCGCGACUACGCCCACUUCCGGGCCGGUCUUCCCGUCUUCCCGGAUCUGAGGGUGCAGGUCCUCGCCAGGUCCGGAGAUAACGUUAGAGAAGCGGAGAGCCAGAAGUUGGACUCGUGCGUGGUGUCGGUGUACCCGGCGCUGAACCCCGACCACGAGUCGCUGUCGCUGCGCGGCGCCGCCCCCGACGCGCCCCCCGUGGGGGACGUGCGCGCCACCCUCACCAGGGACGGCGUCAGCCUGUCCGGCGCCGACUCCGUGCACAACUACCAGCAGAUUCUCCGUGAGAUCGAGUACAGCAACAAGAAGCCCGCCUACUAUCUCAACCGCGUCUUCAAGCUGACCUGCUCCGAGCUCAACGGACGAUUCACCAGCAACGAAUACGUGCAGACCUUGACCGUCGUCCACCCGCGCGCGGCCGGCGAUGCGCACGCGCAGCGACCGUCCGGCCUGGCGGACAAGCUGGACGUCGCGAGGGACAAGGCGGCCGAGGCGGCCGAGGCGGCGGCCGAGCUGGCGCCGCGCGCCUUCGCCGCGCACGCGCUGCGCUCGGCGCACGCGGCCGAGCUGCCCGCCGCGCGCCUGCUCGACCUGCGCCCGCGGGACCGCGCCUCCAACAACGUGGCCGUGCUGAUGGGCGCCGUGUGCGUGGGCGCCGUGGUGGUGCUGGCGGCGCUGGGCGUGGCGCGCGCGAGGGCCCGGCCGGGCCGCGCGGCGCGCCCGCGGGCCCCCCGCGCGCCGCACGACGGCGAGAUGGCGUGGGACGACUCAGCGCUCACCAUCACCGUGAACCCCAUGGAGGAGACGCCGGCGCGCGCGGCGGGCCCGGCGCCGGCCGACAGCUCGGACGGCGAGUCCUGCUCCGAGUCCGACUCCGAACACAACGACUCCUCGGACGAGGACGAAGAAGUGGUGGCGGGCAAGCAGCACAAGUACAGGAACAUCAGCCAGCUGGAGUGGGAUAACAGCACGAUGUAAUGCGCCCGCCGAUCGCACUCCCCCCCUCCCUCUCGCCCGCGCACGCUCUCGCUCGCACCCGCACCCGCACCCGACCGCCGGCCCGGCCGCC